Molecule: messenger RNA, 1341 nt
Organism: Closterium sp. Yama58-4
Lineage: Eukaryota; Viridiplantae; Streptophyta; Zygnematophyceae; Desmidiales; Closteriaceae
Source: the annotation of a GenBank genome assembly
AUGAACUCCGACUAUAAGAUACUCGCCAUAUGCCUCGCCGCCCGACUUCAACCUUUGCUUCCCUCUCUCAUUCACCACUCCCAGGCGGCGUUCAUUAAGUCCAGGAAAAUUGGAGAUACCCUCAACGACACUAUGGACAUCUUCGAUUGGGCUACCACGCAGAACAUUCCCCUCCUGGCCCUUACGGUUGACAUACGCAAGGCCUACGACCUUGUGGAUCGUGAAUUCAUGCUCUCCUGCCUCGCCUUUCUCGGCCUCCCCCCCCCCUUCAUCCAGUGGGUGCGGCUUAUGCACACAGGGACCACUACUCGGAUCUCGGUCAAUAACCUCUGCGGACCAGCCAUCCCGGUUCGCUCUGGCGUCCGCCAGGGGUGCCCCCUCGCCCCCCUCCUCUUCCUUGGUGUUAUUGAAAUUUUCCACCGCUACUCCUCCCACUUCCUCCCCGGGUUCCCCAUCUCCCGCACGCAGCGUCGCCUCAUGGCAUGCUAUGCUGAUGACGUGACUAUCUUUCUCAACUCUGACCAGGAGCUCCAAAAGGCAUCUCACGUGCUCCUUUCCUUCGCUGCUGUGUCAGGCGAACACCCUAACUGGGCCAAAUGUGCCAUCCUCCCUUUCAACAUCCCCCCCGCUUCAGUCACCCACGCCGGCUCCAUACCCAUUCGGGGCGAGGAAGAAUUCGAACGAAUUUUGGGGAUCCAUGUGGGCCUUUCCGGCCGAUCCGAGGUCACCUGGGAACGAGCUCAGAUGCAAAUUAAACGCUCGGCCAGUUUCCUUGCCAAGCUCCAUGCCUCCUCCACCUGCCGAAAGAAUCUCUCCAACAUCUUCCUCAACUCCACCCUCUCCUUUCCCGGCAGAUUCCCACCCCCCCCCGACCCCUCUAUCCAUGCCAUCGACGCGGUUGUAGGAAACCUGCUCUCCUCAUCCAAAUUCCGCGAGGAGGGCCGGUCCACACGCCUCCUCACUCAUAGUACCAUCUACAACAAGGUUGAGCAUGGCGGGCUCGGCGCAAUCCGCCCUUCCACGCAAAUCCUCGCGCUUAACGCUCAGCGUGCUCUGCGCCGUUUCUCCCACCUUCCCAAUGCUGCGGUCGCCAGGGAGCUGGUUCCCAUCCCCUUCGGGCUGCACGGCUUUAUGCUUCAUAAGGACUUCCCCUCAGUGCUGCCUGACUCAGUACCUGCCCGUUCUGGUGUAUUCUGGCAGAACCCGUCCCUUACAACCGAUUCCUUCUCAAGUCGGACGAUCGCCCCUUCGGCCGCCUCAAAGAUGAAGUCUUCCUUCUUACGGGGGAGGUACGCGUUGGUCACAUCGUCCGACGCGACGCGACUGGAGCCCGACGUAUGA